Eubalaena glacialis (North Atlantic right whale) is the source of this 2342-nucleotide messenger RNA. RefSeq names its product tryptophanyl-tRNA synthetase 1 (gene WARS1). The transcript has 11 exons. NCBI's taxonomy places the organism in Eukaryota, Metazoa, Chordata, Mammalia, Artiodactyla, Balaenidae. Gene Ontology annotation, cellular component: cytoplasm. Bases 148 to 1578 code for a protein of 476 amino acids. Gene Ontology annotation, molecular function: ATP binding; tryptophan-tRNA ligase activity. Gene Ontology annotation, biological process: tryptophanyl-tRNA aminoacylation. The record is from RefSeq and is a predicted model, not a curated record.
UUCCGGCCGGAAGGCGUUUCCACGGACGCCCAGGAGGCCACCCCUGUCUGAGCCGGCAGCGCUGACGGGCCCGGCUGGGCGGUCUUGUCUGGACCACUGAGCAAAUCUGCCAACACCCUAGCCGGCUGUGAACGCAGGUCCUGGAAAAUGGCAGACGUGCCCAACGGUGAGCAGGGCUGUGGGUCCCCACUGGAGCUGCUCGAGAACAUUGCUGCUCAAGGGGAGCUCGUGAGGGCCCUCAAAGCCAGAAACGCGGCGAAGGAUGAAAUUGAUUCCGCAGUGAAGAUGUUGUUAUCCUUGAAAAUGAGCUACAAAGCUGCCACGGGGGAGGAUUACAAGGCUGACUAUCCUCCAGGGGACCCGGCACCUGGGAGUGAUAGUGGCCUGGAUGCCACAGAAGCAGGCGAGGACUUUGUGGACCCGUGGACAGUACAGACAAGCAGUGCAAAAGGCAUUGACUAUGACAAGCUCAUCGUUCGCUUCGGAAGCAGUAAAAUCGACAAGGAGCUGAUAAACCGAAUAGAGAGAGCCACGGGUCAGAGGCCGCACCACUUCCUGCGCCGGGGAAUCUUCUUCUCACACAGAGACAUGCAUCAAAUUCUUGAUGCCUAUGAAAAUAAGAAACCAUUUUAUCUGUAUACGGGCAGGGGCCCCUCUUCUGAAGCAAUGCACGUAGGUCACCUCAUCCCGUUUAUCUUCACAAAGUGGCUGCAGGAUGUGUUCAACGUGCCCUUGGUCAUCCAGAUGACCGACGACGAGAAGUACCUGUGGAAGGACCUGACCCUGGACCAGGCCUAUGGCUACGCUGUGGAGAACGCCAAGGACAUCAUCGCCUGUGGCUUUGACAUCAAGAAGACUUUCAUCUUCUCUGACCUUGACUACAUGGGGACGAGCCCAGGCUUCUACAAGAACGUGGUGAAGAUACAGAAGCACGUCACCUUCAACCAAGUGAAAGGCAUUUUCGGCUUCACUGACAGUGACUGCAUCGGGAAGAUCAGUUUUCCUGCCAUCCAGGCCGCUCCCUCCUUCAGCAACUCGUUCCCCCAGAUCUUCCGAGACCGGACAGAUGUCCAGUGCCUCAUCCCGUGUGCCAUCGACCAGGACCCAUACUUCAGGAUGACCAGAGACGUGGCCCCCAGGAUCGGCUACCCUAAGCCAGCCCUGCUGCACUCGACCUUCUUCCCCGCCCUGCAGGGGGCCCAGACCAAGAUGAGCGCCAGCGACCCCAACUCCUCCAUCUUCCUCACGGACACAGCCAAGCAGAUCAAGACCAAGGUCAACAAGCACGCGUUCUCCGGAGGCAGAGACACCAUCGAGGAGCACCGGCAGUUUGGGGGCAACUGCGACGUGGACGUGUCCUUCAUGUACCUGACCUUCUUCCUGGAGGAUGACGACCGGCUGGAGCAGAUCAGGAAGGAUUACACCAGCGGGGCCAUGCUCACCGGCGAGCUCAAGACGGAGCUCAUAGAAGUUCUGCAGCCCUUGAUCGCCGAGCACCAGGCCCGGCGCAAGGAGGUCACAGACGAGAUAGUGAAAGAGUUCAUGACUCCCCGGAAGCUGUCCUACGACUUUGAGUAACGCUCACUUUCUGUACACUUACUAAGAGAUGUAAUUUUCCCAGAAUCCCAGCGCAGUCGAAUCACCACUUCCCUUAGGCUGUGUCACACGGUAAUUACUGGCCUGGUGUCUAUAAGCCCUCUGUGUGUAUCAAUGCUGUUUCUUCUGCUGAAUGUCAUCCCCUGUCUCCUGUGAGCAUAACCCUGUGGGGUGAUUGGGUGCCGGGUAAUACUGAGUGGUCACGCAGACAGGUCCAGCUGGAGUCUCUCCCACAAAGCAGCCCCGAGGAUGUGCAGCCUUGGGCUGGAUGUCCACUGGCCAGCCUGUUCAGGUCCACAGGACAGCUCCUGUUUGAAAGCAUCCUACAUCCAAGCAUACUCUUAAACGUGCUCUAUCAAAGAAUAUGUAGUCUAUGUAUGCAUACCUGGAAUCAAGAUGUUAUUAUCAUAAAACCAAAAAGAAGUGCUUUGAAAAGUUGAUGUGUGGAAGCUUAAUGGGCACAAGAGGCAUUUCAGCACAUGCCCCCCCAAAAUUAAAAAAGAAGUGCUGGCCAAAAGCUUUGCUAAACAUUUAACCAAGAGAUCUCUCAGCUUGAAAGCUGCCUUAAACGUUUCUGAAUAUUGGCCAGAGUGGGCCAGUUUUUACUAAAUUGAGUCUUUUGUGGGUGAAACUUCCCAGUUUACGUACUAAACUCCAGACCAUGCAUGUACUGUACUCCAGAAAUCAUGCUGUUUUCCCUGAAUGUACUAAUAUUUUGUUUGCACCAAGUAAUCCUAGACACUCCA